Messenger RNA from Ruditapes philippinarum (Manila clam), 627 nucleotides. RefSeq names its product aldo-keto reductase family 1 member B10-like. Bases 1 to 627 code for a protein of 208 amino acids. The record is from RefSeq and is a predicted model, not a curated record. The transcript is spliced from 5 exons. NCBI's taxonomy places the organism in Eukaryota, Metazoa, Mollusca, Bivalvia, Venerida, Veneridae. Gene Ontology annotation, molecular function: aldose reductase (NADPH) activity. Gene Ontology annotation, cellular component: cytosol.
AUGUGUACCACAGUGUCAGAAAAGUACCUUGUAUCCAUGUUUGACAUUUGUAAUGUAUCAAAUUCUUUUUUAUAUGGUAGUCUCGAUGAGAUUGAAGCUGCCGUAGAUGUUGCUGUAGAAGCCGGGUAUCGCCAUUUUGAUUGCGCAUGGGCUUACAGGACCCAGGGGCAAUUGGGUAGUCCCGAUGACAUAGAAGCUGCCGUAGGUGUUGCAGUGGAAGCCGGAUAUCGACAUUUUGAAAGCGCAUGGGCUUACGGGACACAGGAAGCAAUUGGUAGAGCGUUGGAAAAGAAAAUAACCGAAGGUGUCUUAGACCGAAAAGAUGUUUUUAUUACCACAAAGUUAUGGAAUACGCAUCACAAUCCGAAACUCGUGUUGGGGGAAUUGAAGGAUACGUUAAAACAAUUACGAACAAGCUAUGUAGACAUGUUUCUUAUGCAUUGUCCAACUGGACAAAAAGACCAAGAUUUAAGCGGAGAUGUAAUCUUUGCAACAGGCAAUAGUGACUAUGCAUACUACACAUUAGAGGACGUCUGGAAAAUUGAAGUUUUACCAUAUUUCCUCAAUGAGCGUUUGGUAAAGUUCUGUUUAGGCAGAGGAAUGACUGUGACAUCCUUUGCUCCAUAG